Messenger RNA from Prunus persica (peach), 1773 nucleotides. Its product is annotated as probable LRR receptor-like serine/threonine-protein kinase At4g36180. The record is from RefSeq and is a predicted model, not a curated record. Gene Ontology annotation, molecular function: protein binding. The coding region runs from base 410 to 1597 and encodes 395 amino acids. The transcript has a single exon. NCBI's taxonomy places the organism in Eukaryota, Viridiplantae, Streptophyta, Magnoliopsida, Rosales, Rosaceae.
CUUUUCAAAACAAGAUUAGCAAAGAAAGAGAGAGAUUUUAAUCCCAUUAUAAAAUGUCAAUUUGUGGGUUUUGAGCAAACCAAAGUCCUAAUUAGAAACUUUAAAAUUACCAACAUGUCAACAAGUAGUAGACACGUGUGUGAUGUGAAACACCAUUUCAGUUUCAGCCAGAAGAUUCACCCCCAUCAUAAAUAAAUCAAAUUAAAUAUCUUGGUACCCCAAAAUCUUAGUGCUCUCCAACCAGAUAGAAACCCAAAACAAAAACAAAAAAAAACCUCCAUUGAAAUCCCAAAACCCACACCACCAGCCACUUACCCCACACUUCACAUCAUUUCCUUCAUAAAAAAGCUCAAAACCAUCUCUCUUUCAAAGCUCAAAAACUCAAAACACAAACUCAAAACAUAAAGCUAUGGCUCUGCACAACCUUAACCUCCUCCCCUACUUCCUCCUUCCUCUCAUUUCCCUCCUCUCCAAUCACAUCCCUCCAGCUCAAGCCCUCACAGCACCUUCAGACAUCUCAGCCCUCAAGGCCUUCAAAGCCUCAAUCAAAGCCUCCUCAAUCCCGCCAUGGUCUUGCUUGGCCUCCUGGGACUUCACCACAGACCCAUGCGCCCUCCCUCGCCGAACCCACUUCACAUGCGGGUUAACGUGCUCGCCCGACUCGACCAGGGUCACCCAGAUCACCCUUGACCCGGCUGCUUACUCGGGCACACUCACCCCGCUAAUUUCUCAGCUCACCCAACUCUCCACCCUCGACCUCUCUGAAAACUCCUUCUCCGGCCCCAUCCCAUCUUCCAUUUCCUCUCUCUCCAAGCUCCAGAGUUUAACUCUCCGAUCCAACUCGUUCUCUGGCUCUCUCCCUCCCUCCAUAACCAACCUCAAAUCCCUCGAAUCGUUGGACAUUUCGCACAAUUUCUUAUCUGGGUUCCUCCCAAACGCCAUGAAUUCGCUGCCCAAUUUGAGAAGGCUCGAUCUGAGCUUCAACAAGCUCGCUGGAUCACUUCCAAAAUUGCCCCCCAACUUGCUGGAACUCGCUCUAAAGCGCAAUUCUUUAUCCGGGUCGGUUCCAAAAUCAGCUUUUACUGGGUUGAUUCAGUUGGAAGUGGUCGAACUCAGUGAAAACUCGUUCUCUGGCACCUUACAAUCCUGGUUCUUUCUCCUCCCCUCGCUCCAACAAGUCGAUUUGGCCAAUAACAGCCUGACAGGUGUUGAGAUCCCGAAGCCCGCGGGUAAUGGCGGAGGCGAGCUCGUGGCCGUCGACUUGGGAUUUAACAGAAUCGAAGGGUACCCGCCAGUGAAUUUCGCGGGCUAUCCUGUGCUGUCGUCACUGUCGCUUCGUUACAACCGGCUACGUGGCAGGAUCCCAUUGGAGUACGGGAGGAAAAAGUCGUUGAAGAGGUUGUAUUUGGACGGAAACUUCCUGAUUGGACAGCCGCCGGCGGGAUUGGUGACCGGCGGUGUCUCCGGUAGCUUGGGGGAUAAUUGUCUGCAGGCGUGCCCAGCUUCUUCAAAUCUGUGCCUGCCUUCGCAGAAACCAAACGCCAUUUGCAAGCAAGCGUAUGGUGGAAGGAAAGGAAAAGGAAAACCGAGGUCUUGAUGACUUGAAGUUGAAGCGUCAGAUUGUUUUGUCGGUCGAUUAUUAUUAUUAUUUUCAAAAGGUUAAUAAGCAAAAAUGUAUAAUGCUUUUUGUAUAGUGUAACAUAAAUUAUACAUAUAUUAAUGUAGGCCCUCCGAUCUUAUCAUGUAUUAAUGAUAAUCCCAGCGUUUGUCUUA